Labrus bergylta (ballan wrasse) is the source of this 1252-nucleotide messenger RNA. RefSeq names its product myozenin 2b (gene myoz2b). Gene Ontology annotation, molecular function: actin binding; FATZ binding; telethonin binding. Lineage: Eukaryota; Metazoa; Chordata; Actinopteri; Labriformes; Labridae. The record is from RefSeq and is a predicted model, not a curated record. Gene Ontology annotation, cellular component: actin cytoskeleton; Z disc.
AUUUAGCCUAUUGAUGUAAGCUGCAUUCCAUUCACAACAGACACAGAGACACACUCACAGUUUGCUUUAGUGUCCGCGAGUGUGAAGAUCAGGGAAGAUCAAACUACCUUCUGUAGGUUGACCCCUGAGCCUCCGUGUGUCUUGUUCUUCAAGGAUACAGGUCGCACACCAGGGAAACCAUCACAGUACUCCUGACUUCUGCCAACAUUGCCAAAGCCACAAUGUCACAAUUCUGUACAAUGCCAACUGGAGAGAAGAAGAAGCAUGCAGCAGCUAUUUGCCGAGAGGUCCAUGGUACCAAUGGGGACGUCAUGGAUCUGGGAAAGAAGCACAGCACUCCUAAAGACAUAAUGUUGGAGGAGUUAUCAUUGCUAUCCAACAGAGGGUCCCGGCUUUUCAAAAUGCGCCAGAGGAGAUCUGAAAAAUAUACAUUUGAAAGUAUCCAGAACGAGGCAAACGCACUGCUAAAUAACGACAUUUCAGCUGGGAAUGCUCACACUGUGGAAAUCACAGUGGAUGGUCCAGCUGAUGAAAAUACCGCAAAUCCAGAUAUCACGGCUUCAGACAACACUGCAGACAACGCCUCAGCUAUGCCUAAGUCCUAUCACUCCCCGUGGGAGCAGGCUAUCCUAAGCGACCCUGACCUUGCUGAAACUAUCAAACUGGCAAUGCCAGCACUAGACCCACGAGCAGAACUACCUGAGUACAAAUGCUUCAACAGGGUGGCCACUCCUUACGGUGGCUUCGACAAAACUCCCAGAGGAAUCACAUUCAAGCUCCCUGAGGUGGACUUGAACCCUCCCAGUUACCCUGAGCUGCAGGAGCCGGGGGUAAAGCGUCCUACCUUCAACAGGACAGCCAUGGGAUGGAUAUCUGAGGGCACCCAUCUGAUCCUCCCCAUCAUUACCCUGGAGCCCAUUCAAGUCCCAGAGUCUGAUGACCUGUAGAUGGUCUUACUGUAUGAAACCUGGCAACAUGCUGUCAACUGUAGUAUGUUAUCCCCCUUUAUAAUAACAACACAAACAAGGCAAUACACAACACAGUCGUGUUUCUUACCAGUAGAAUCUCUUUAAUGCAUUUGUUGACUAGUGUAACUGUACAUUAGAAUAAACUGUAUCAUGAAGAUCAUGUAAAUAGGGAAAGAAAAGAUCGAAGCCUCAGAGUGUCCACUGAAAGUGAAAGCAAACCUGUACAUUGUAUUAAUGUUUAAAUGAAUUGAUGAAUAUGUAAUGUAAAUAAAGAAUAAAACUGA